Fusarium vanettenii 77-13-4 is the source of this 1755-nucleotide messenger RNA. RefSeq lists its product as uncharacterized. The coding region runs from base 1 to 1755 and encodes 584 amino acids. The record is from RefSeq and is a predicted model, not a curated record. The transcript has 3 exons. NCBI's taxonomy places the organism in Eukaryota, Fungi, Ascomycota, Sordariomycetes, Hypocreales, Nectriaceae.
AUGGGGGGUAAAUUAGCGGGCGGGCCGAGAAAAAACAAGAGGGGCGGUCCUAAAGACGGUUCCGCUCUAGACCGCAUGAUUGACGGAGCCAAACCCGGCGUCGGUCAUUUCGCAGAGAACUCCCAAACAGUCAAGAUACGAAUGAAAUGCCAGGUCUACGGCCGCUUCACCGACACAAUGAAGGGCCGAAGGAUCGUGUUUCUGAUCCUUUCGUUUCAUGUUGAACAGAGUGGGUCGAUUCCAGCUAAUCAGAGUGAAAUUUCCAUGUGCUCAGCCAAUCUAAUCUACUCGCAAAGCAAACCUUGGACCAACACGACUGGAUCCCUGCAACGGCAUUGCUCGAGCCAGGUCAUCAUUCCACGUUAUCUCGACCAUAUCCAACAUCUUUCACCUCUACAUUCAUCCAUCACCAUCAACAGUCUUCCUUCCACCAUGUCAGAACCAAACCCUCAGUCAAAUUCUCCCCUUGUCAAACUCCCCCGCGAAGUCCGAGAUGCUAUUUACCUCGAGGUCUGGCGCCUCAUCGGUCUCCGCCAACACAUUGUAGCCCAUUGGGGAUCAUCAGACGAAGACGCCAAACCUCACUAUUGCCGCUGGAAAUGCUGCACGCCCGAAUUCGAAGUCGAGGAUCGACUCCAGGAAGAAAUCGACCAGCUCCGAAUCAAAAAAGGAAUAUUUCUCGAAGAAUAUUUCUCACAUAAACCCGAGUCUCCUCGCGUUGACUACCAGGGUUUUCUCUCUUCACCUUGGGAUAACCACUGGGAAUGCUGGCUUGAAAUCACACAAAAGUACGGCAGGGAAUAUAUCGAGGGUAAUUAUGGUCCACAUGGUAACUCUGUCAGCACAUCGGGCUGUCGCUGCUGGAAAGACGUGGCCAAAGAUCCCAUGAAUUUGACACCACUCUGGGACAGAGGAUCCAGGCCACCGCCACCCAAGCCUCCUAGCAGGUGGAAACGGGCUGUGGAAAAGGUGAAAAGGGCCAAGGACGCAAUCAGACCUCCGCCAGUCAUCGAACCCCCUUGGACUGGUAGCCCUUAUAUGCCAAUUUUGCUGUGCUGCAAGCUCUUGUCUCCUGAAAUCGUCGAGUCUCUGUACAGAUCAACCACAUUUAUCUUUACAGACAUAGUUGCUUGGCAGCUGUGGCUAGGCUAUUGUGAUCCUCAAACAUCACCACGACCAGAACUUGGAGGAGCACCUCGAGCCUUCCUCGAGAACACGACAAGCAUCGAGUUAGGCCUCCACCCCACAUUCAAACUCGAAGUCCCAUGUACAUUCUCAGAAGAAAAAGAGCCCGAUCACCCAGAACAGCUUCAUGACCCCUAUGACUUUCACUGGCUCAAGAUGGACCGGUUCAGAAACCUGAGGAGCGUCAAGAUUUGGAUGUCUGCCCGGACUCUCUCCACGUUUCCAAGACGGUCCAUCCUUCAGUGGAAACAUUACAGGCUUGAUCAGUUCAGCAAGAGCGAGCUCAUAAAAGCUCUCUCAGCUUUCGAGAACCUGGAUGAAUUCAUCAUUAGCACACCUCUUGCUCAGAAUAUUGGACCAGAGGAUGGGUACGUCCAAGACGUAAUGGAGAAACCGAGCCAUCAGGUCUGGAAGAGAGGCACCGGUGAUCAUUAUCAUCCAGGGAUGGAUAUUGAUCUUGGCGGCGGCGGGCCCAUCACUAAUAUUGCAUCAUAUCCUGAAAGAAUUGUGACUCCAAGUACUCAUGGUCUGUCCUUCUCUUUCUCUUUCCGCCUGACGGGGCUUAUAUAA